GGAAACAUAAUAUAUUUAGUAAACUCGUUUUAGAUGGAGGAAAAGUUAAGAAUUUGUACAUUUAUAGUUAGGAUGGAUUCAAAUUUGAGUCUUAUAUCUAAAUACUUUGAUUACCGGAGCGAAAUUCCGGUUUAUAGUUCAGAACUCGAGUUGUGGGAGCAGGGAAACUCAGUUUUGAAAGUGAUUAGUACUGAGAGUAGAGUCCGGACCAGACUGCAACUCUCGUUCCCACCUUUUUGUUUCAAACGAGUGCCAUCUUUUUGUCCUCUCUCGCUCUCUGUAUCAGCUGAAGGAAAAAUGGGAAGCUCGUCGAAGGAGGACGCCGGAACUGACGGCGAUACGUCCAGCGGCGACACGGCCCCCGCCAAUUCCAAUCUCUUCUCCGAGGGUGAGCGUGUGCUUGCCUACCAUGGCCCUCGCGUUUACGAAGCCAAGGUUCAAAAAGCUGAACUUCGGAAGAAGGAAUGGAAAUACUUUGUUCAUUACCUUGGUUGGAACAAAAAUUGGGACGAGUGGGUAAGUGCUGAUAGGCUGAUGAAACAUAACGAGGAGAAUAUAAUGAAGCAGCAAGCCCUUGAAAAAAAGUUGGGAGUCGACAAGAGUUCAAAGUCUGCACGUUCUGCACAAGCGAAGGCAAAAAGUUCUACUGAUGCAAAAGUGGAUAAAGAGGACCUUAAGAGCAAUGUGGCAAAAGGGAAGAAGCGGAAGGUUGAAUCAGGCAUUGAGAAGGAUAAUCUUUCUGUGGAAAAGCUCGUCAAGAUUCAAAUUCCUUCAACACUAAAGAAGCAGCUUGUUGAUGAUUGGGAAUUUGUAACUCAGCAGGAUAAGCUUGUUAAACUUCCUCGUUCACCUAGUAUUGAUGAUAUUUUGACCAAGUAUCUUGAAUACAGGACAAAGAAAGAUGGCAUGGUGGCUGAUUCAAUUGGAGAAAUCUUGAAGGGGAUACGAUGUUAUUUUGACAAAGCAUUGCCUGUAAUACUCCUGUACAAAAAGGAACGCCAACAAUAUCAAGAAACAGUUGGGGAUGAUGUCUCUCCAUCAACUGUAUAUGGUGCUGAGCAUUUAUUACGCCUCUUUGUGAAGCUGCCUGAGCUACUGGCUUAUGUGAACAUUGAAGAGGAAACUUUGACCCGGUUGCAGCAGAAGUUACUCGACCUUCUGAAAUUUCUGCAGAAGAACCAGAGCACCUUCUUUGUUUCUGCUUAUGAUGCUUCUAGAUGUUCUGAAAGUAAAGGCAAAGACAAAGGCGAUUGAACCUGUACAAUCAGUGGUUUAUCGUCACAAUCUCUACCACCAGAUUGAGGCGGUAAUGCUACAGUUUCAUGACCAAUUGGUAUGUUUUCUUCCCCUCUUACAAUUCCAGGAAGAAACAAUCCAGUUGUUGUUGUAACAUUAAAAUUUAUUAUUUAUCUUUUUCCCCCCCGGUUUCCAAAGGUAGGUGUAUUAAUGUAACAUUCAUUUGGGAUAAAUUCUGUAUACCGUUGAGGUUUACAUGUGACGGACUGAGUCAUAAUUUAUUGUAAUCUUAUGUGAAAUGGGAAUAUGCAAGUCUUACCUUUGAGUAUUGAGAAAUGAGAUCUUGUAACCAGAGUUGUAACUGGAGGUAUAAUGUUCAAACAAAAAAUUGGCUA
Molecule: messenger RNA, 1631 nt
Organism: Carica papaya (papaya)
Lineage: Eukaryota; Viridiplantae; Streptophyta; Magnoliopsida; Brassicales; Caricaceae
Product: MRG family protein
Biological process (GO): regulation of DNA-templated transcription; chromatin organization
Cellular component (GO): nucleus; histone acetyltransferase complex
Source: RefSeq, a predicted model, not a curated record